AGACAGUUAGACCCCCUUAUAGAGGAACGCUGGUCCUCCGCCACCCUCAGAGUCCUCUCCUCCAUGCCCAGCCGCACCAUCGGUCGCAGUCGAGGUGCUAUCAUCUCUCAGUACUGUAACAAGACCAUGAAGUUGAGGAGACGCAGACAGAGCAGACCUUCCAUAAAAUACUUUUCCCGCUCUGCACGACCCAGUAUCCGUGGUUACGGCGUGGAGACGGGAGGCGUGGAGACCGACGGCGUGGAUGGGGAGGGGCGUAAGCGUGACCACCUGGUCAACAACCUUCAGAACCUCUCUCUGAGUGACCGGGUCAGGAUGCUGCGAGCCAUGCCUCUGUCUGUGGCUGAGAAGAGUGAACUAAGGAGGUUGGCUGAUAGGAAGGGUCUACGCUCCAAACACAGUCAGAUCCCCUGCUGUAGCCAGCUGAAGUAUAACAUCAUCAACGCUCUGAGACAUAGCUGGUACAGCUGUCUGUCUUUCCUCCACUCCCUACAGCUGUGGCAGGUGGCGCUGAAGAGGGUGAGCGGUCGUUUCGGCACCGGCGUCCUCUCCUACUUCCUGUUCGUCAAGACCCUCCUCUUCUUCAACGUCUUCCUGUUCCUGGUCACGGUUUUGUUCCUGGCCCUGCCCCAGGCAGUACACCCCCCCAGGUUAACCCAGGGACACGUAGCCUUCUCUGGGCUGGAGCUGCUCACUGGAGGGGGUUAUUUCUCAGACUCAGUGAUGUACUAUGGUUACUAUAGUAACUCUACCCUGUAUAAGAACUGUAGUGUCAGUAGUAGCGGUAUGGACCAGCAGCCCAGUCACUCUCCAUCUAAAAGGACAAUGGAAACAGACUGUGGAGUGAAGCUGUCCUACAACAUGCCCCUGGCAUACUUCUUCACCAUAGGAGGGGCUUUCUUCAUCACCUGCAUCAUCCUCGUCUACAGCAUGUCCAAGUCGUUUGGUCAGAGUUUCCGUAUAGACAAGUCUCAUGGUAUCCUGGCGAUGAAGGUGUUCACUUCCUGGGACUUUAAAGUCAUCAAGAAGACCUCCGUCAAACUCCGCUCUGAAAACAUCUGCACUCAACUCAAGGAGUUGUUAGAGGAGACUAAUCGGAAGCAUGUCCAGAAGACAGUGUGUCAGAGAAUAGGACGUGUGACAGUACAUGGUCUGGCAUGGUUCAUCUGUAUAGGCAGUACUGUGGCCUGUGUUCUAGCUCUGUACUACUUCUCUGAGUACAUGCACAAGGACCUCCAGUACAGAUCUCGUAUUCCCACUAAGGACCCUCUCCUGAAGGAAGCAAGUCUGUUAGCCCUGCCAGUCGUAGUGUCUCUCAUCAACCUCCUGCUCCCUGGCCUCUUCAACGCUACUGCCUGGAUGGAGGAGUACGACUCGCCCAGCGUACACACAUACGUCGCCAUCAGCAGGAACCUGAUGUUGAAAGUGAGCGUGCUCGUAGUGCUGUGCUUCCAUUGGCUGGGCCGGAUCGCUUCUGACCCCAACAGCAUCGGCCUGCAGUGCUGGGAGAGUUUUGUAGGACAGGAGCUGUACCGCUUCCUCCUCAUGGAUUUCAUCUUUACCAUACUGGACACCUUCUUUGGAGAGUUCCUCUGGAGGUUGUUUUCUCAGAGGGUGUUGAAGAGGAAAAGGAAGCCUGUGUUUGACAUCGCCAGGAACGUGUUGGAACUCAUCUACGGACAGACACUGGCCUGGUUGGGGGUGUUGUUCACUCCUCUGCUUCCUGCUGUACAGAUCAUCAAACUACUGCUUCUCUUCUACAUGAAGAAGACUAGUGUAAUGAUGAACUGCCAGUCCCCUAGGAAGCCCUAUAGAGCCAGUCAGAUGACCACCAUCUUCAUCACACUCCUCUGCUUCCCUUCAUUCCUGGGGGCUGCCGUGUGUGUUACCUACACUAUGUGGAGUAUCCGUCCGUCUGAGUCAUGCGGUCCGUUCCGUAGCCUGUCCACUAUGUUCCAGUCAGGGAAGCUGUGGGUGAAGGAGUUGGGGAGACACAACCCUAACCUGGCCUGGCUAGCCUGGGCUCACAGCUACAUCGUGGAGAACCCUCUGUUUCUGUUCCUGGCUGCUGGGAUCUUCCUGGUAGUGAUUUACUUCAACACCCAGGUGGUGGAUGGACAGAGGAAGAUCAUCAGUCUGCUGCAGGAGCAGAUAGAAAACGAGGGGGAGGAUAAGAAGUUCCUGAUCACUCGUCUCCAGGCCCUCCACCAGCAGAAACCACCCUUCUCUCCUCGCAGACUCACCAGUCAGGCCAGUCAGGAUUCCAACGGCUAGCAUUCCAACUACUUCUCUCCCAUCUCAGUGGAGGGCAUAUCUCGGAAGAUCUCUGAAUAUCCUUUGGGAAAUGUCCUGGAUGGAACAAAACUGGAUAUACCUCUCCUCUCCUGCCUCUGGGAAGAGUUGUUAAGGAAUUCUUAAACUGGAAAACUAUUCUCAUAGGAUGUACACUCUUUCCCAGGAAUCUGGGUUGGGAUUGGGACUGGGACUAUAAAGGAAUUUACUUCUUUACAAUAACAAAUCCCACAUAGGCCAAAACAGGAUUCUAAUAGGAUCCACACUCUUUCCCAGGAAUCUGGUCCUUGUAAGGAUUGGGAAUAGGAUUGGGAAUGGGACAAAGCAGGAUUUCCCUCUUCCAAUAACAGGCUACACCUCAUAGGGAAAGACCACAGUCUUUAUGUGAACUUACUAUGGCCAAGCCAUAGGCUACAUUUUACUGUAACUAGGCUACAUUUUACUGUAACUAGGCUACAUUUUACUGUAAAUAGGCUACACCUUACUGUAACUAGGUUACACCUUACUGUAACUAGGCUACAUAGGAAAAUACCACUGAGUUUAUAUGAACUUACUAUGGCCAAGCCAUAGGCUACACCUUACUGUUUAUUCUUCAUAUGAAAUGAAAGGACAUGUCACAAAACAAAAUAAUGCUUUAUCAAGCUCAAUAGUUUCAGCCAAGGAUGUUUGUCCUUUAAAAAAAAAAACUUGGAUUGGAACCCCUGGUCAUGCGAAAGGAUGUAGGAGUGAAGAGGUGAGGAAACGAGACUGGGAUACGGUGUGCUUGUAGGGACACACAGAACAGAAUGCACUUUUUUUUUUACAACUUUGAAUAGGGAUCAGAUCAAAUGCCAAUAAGCUGCAAACAUUGCACAAAGGGUUAAAACAGUGUCAUUGUUAAGCAGGGUUAAUUCUGUGAUAUAUAGGAUUUUUAUUUUUUUAUUGUAAAUAGUAUGAUUGUUUUAUUACUUUAGAUGUUUUAUUGUAUAAACUGGUCUUUUGUCAACAGCCCUUUCAUACCAACUGUGAACAAAUAGGUUAUUUCUUUCCAUUUCUGAUAUAUAA
Molecule: messenger RNA, 3336 nt
Organism: Coregonus clupeaformis (lake whitefish)
Lineage: Eukaryota; Metazoa; Chordata; Actinopteri; Salmoniformes; Salmonidae
Product: transmembrane channel-like protein 6
Exons: 19
Cellular component (GO): plasma membrane
Molecular function (GO): mechanosensitive monoatomic ion channel activity
Source: RefSeq, a predicted model, not a curated record